Molecule: messenger RNA, 1116 nt
Organism: Saccostrea echinata
Lineage: Eukaryota; Metazoa; Mollusca; Bivalvia; Ostreida; Ostreidae
Product: E3 ubiquitin-protein ligase Midline-1-like
Exons: 1
Coding region: 1-1116 (371 amino acids)
Source: RefSeq, a predicted model, not a curated record
AUGGCCAGCGCAAAUGUACCAAGAUUUGUAAAGGACGUAGAAAAUAUGUGUGAAUGUAACAUUUGCUUUGUCGAAUAUGACGAAAACAAACACGUCCCUAGAGUUUUACCAUGUCACCACACAUUUUGCACGGAAUGUUUAUCUAAGCAUUGUAAAGAACAAACGUUAAAGUGUCCCUUGUGUAACCGAGAGCACUUUGCGAAAAAUGGGGAUGUAAAGACAUUCCCAAAAGAUAAUACCCGACGUGACUUAAAGGAGCUUUUAGACAGAUUCAUGCAGUCAUUGUGUGGAGUCUGUAGACGUCAUGAUCACGUGAAAUAUUUCUGUAUUACGUGUAACAUUCGAAUUUGUAGUGAGUGUUAUAAAGAAAAGAAGUCAAGUGAUUGCAAUACUCAUGAUUUUGAAAUGCCUGGGGACUCAUCUAUGACACAGGACACAUCCUUGAAAUCUAUAUACAAUCAAUCAAAAGCAAGGUGUUUGCUCCCUGGUCAUGAACAUAACGAGUUAAAAUUUUACUGCACAGAAAGGCAGUGUUGCAAACCAGUUUGUGCAAACUGCAUAGUAGAGAAGCACAAAGAGCACGUAUGUUGCUCCAUUGAAGAUAGAUAUGUAGAUUGUAAAAAGGCUUUGCAGUAUACAUGCCAUGCAACAAAGAGCAAAAUAGCUAGAACAAAGAAGCUUCUAGAAAAUGUAGAAAAAGAAAUCACAUCGCUGCCAGUGAAUGAAAAGAAAGGCCAAGAAAGCCUUACUGCUGAAGCAAACCGAGGCAUAAGAUACAUUCAAGAUUAUGUAGAGAAUACCAAAAAGAAGAUGAAGGAAACUUCACAGAAAACGUUAGCUAUUUUGAAGAAAAAGCAACAAAAAAUGCAAUAUUUUAUUGAUAAUGCUUCCGAAUGCUGUGCCAUUUCGGAAGAGGCUUUAAGAGAAAAUAAUUGUGUGAAAUUUUUAUCAGUGGAAAAGACUUUGACAGAAAAAUUGAAUGGUUUCAAACAGUCAGAAGUAGAUCGCCCUUUGGAUCCCAUCCUUAGAGAAAAUGUUGAACUGCGGCGUCCCAUUCUCGAACUAAAUGAGAGAAUUAAUAGAAUGACAACAGAUGAUGAGGAAACAGCAGAAUAG